This is a messenger RNA of Exophiala oligosperma, 904 nucleotides long. RefSeq lists its product as uncharacterized. The record is from RefSeq and is a predicted model, not a curated record. The coding region runs from base 1 to 618 and encodes 205 amino acids. NCBI's taxonomy places the organism in Eukaryota, Fungi, Ascomycota, Eurotiomycetes, Chaetothyriales, Herpotrichiellaceae. The transcript has a single exon.
AUGUCACAACGAAACUCAAACCAGGAAGGAGCCAGGCAACACCCCCCCUUUGAAUUCAAGGUUGAUGAAUCUCUUUCUGCAUGGAACAUGCCGGCGGAUGAAUGGCUCCUCAGGCACGGGAAGAAAUCCUCCUACAGUGGCCUGGCGAGCGGCAACAUUGUCUUCAACGGCAGCGGCGAGGUCCUUGUCAUCCAGCGCGCGAGCUCCGACUCCAUGCCCAACAGGUGGGAAUUACCGGGUGGCGCGGUGAACGAUGACGAGGAUUCCACCUUCUUCCACGGUGCCGCUCGAGAAUUAUGGGAGGAGACCGGGCUGAGGGCCAGACACUUCACUCACGUCGUCACAGAAGGCCCAGGUCGAGAACCAGGGCAGGUUUAUCCGAACUCGACGGGGACGAUGAUCUGGUGUCGUUUUUCCUUCAUCGUGGACGUCGAAAGCUGCGAAAAUGUAACCUUGGAUCCCACAGAGCACCAAAAUUUCGCAUGGGCCACCGAGGACGAGAUCAGAGACCAGAAGAUUGGGGACGGCAAUCAUUCAGUCACAAAUCAAGGACUCAUCUCGCUUAUACUGGAGGCGUUCCGAGUGAGAAGAGAAAAGGCAACCUCUGCAAGUAUCUGACUCUCGCAGCAGCCGCAGGAGGGUGGGGCCAAAGAGUGAAGACAGCGAGCGUUGUACUUUAUCGCGAGAGGUUCACACUUUGUCAGUGGCAGUCGAGCGAUAAAUGAGUCGACAAUACUCUCUACAAAGAUAUUCUAAGUACUCGCUAACUUUCGGGUAAUCAAAAUGCUCCGCCCUCUCCCUCCACUUAAUGUACGGGUAGGGCCGUAAUUUUCCUGCCGAAGUUCUUCUGGACUACCCUCACGUGGAGCCUAGAAGGAGCCACCUUAGUGAAGCUGUCAAAGAC